AUGUUCCGCAGCGGUCUGGAGGCGGCUCUGAAAAGAUGCUCUUGUUAUUCGUCAGCGUCCGAAGAGAGUUUGGAGGACGACUUUAUUAAAGUAAAGAUUGAUGAGGAUUUAGAAAAAUACUACAAGGAGCUGAACAAAGCCACCAAAUUACUGUUAUUGGGCACCGGUGAAGCUGGCAAAUCCACCUUCUUCAAACAGCUUCACAUUAAUUACGGUGGCGGUUUCAGCGAUGAGGCGCGGCAGGAAUAUAAGCGUGUCAUAUACCAAAAUAUUUUCAUGGCCAUGCAGUCAAUGCUGGUUGCGAUGGACGAGUUGAGAAUAUCAUAUGAAAAAUCAGAACAUGCGAUCUUGGCGAAUAAUAUUUUGACUGUUAAUGUUAAUGCUGUAACGAGUUUGGAUGCAUCAGAAUCGUCCGCCAUAGAACGUCUCUGGACCGAUAAGGGUAUACAACAAUGUUAUGAUCGACGAAGGGAAUACCAGCUCAUCGACUCCGCCAAAUACUUUCUCGACAAUUUGGAUUGUUUCACCCAAAACGAUUACGUGCCGAGUGAUGAUGACAUCUUACGCUCGCGCGUUGUCACCACGGGCAUCGUGGAGCAUGUCUUCGAUACACAGAGAAACCGAACAAAGCGUAAUAGCACCAGACGGCUAAUGCUACGAGUAAUAGAUGUUGGCGGCCAACGCUCUGAGCGUCGGAAAUGGUUGCAGUGUUUUGAUGAUGUGACGGCUCUCAUUUUUCUGACAUCACUCUCAGAGUACGAUCAGACGUUAAGCGAAGCCAAAGGUUUGAAUCGUAUGGAGGAGUCGAGAAAUCUAUUUCGUUUCAUCUUAUCAUCGAGCUAUUUUGAAAGAACUCCCAUCAUUUUAUUCCUAAAUAAACUAGAUUUGCUCGAAGAGAAAAUAAUGACAUCACAUUUGGCGGACUACUACCCAGAGUACAAAGGUCCUAAACAAAACGCCGAUAAAGCAAAAGACUUUAUUUUCCAAAUGUUUAAAUGCUCAGUGGACAACGACAGAAAACUGUAUAAGCAUUACACAUGUGCCACCGAUACAAAAACCUUUCGCAUGGUACUUCUGGCAGUACAGAAUACUAUAAUGGAUCUUUACUUCGAAUCUAUUGGCAUCAAUUAAACUGCCGCUCUUG
Ceratitis capitata (Mediterranean fruit fly) is the source of this 1144-nucleotide messenger RNA. Its product is annotated as G protein alpha q subunit-like. Gene Ontology annotation, molecular function: G protein-coupled receptor binding; GTPase activity; G-protein beta/gamma-subunit complex binding. Lineage: Eukaryota; Metazoa; Arthropoda; Insecta; Diptera; Tephritidae. Gene Ontology annotation, cellular component: heterotrimeric G-protein complex. The transcript is spliced from 8 exons. The record is from RefSeq and is a predicted model, not a curated record. Gene Ontology annotation, biological process: adenylate cyclase-modulating G protein-coupled receptor signaling pathway. The coding region runs from base 1 to 1131 and encodes 376 amino acids.